Messenger RNA from Scleropages formosus (Asian bonytongue), 2025 nucleotides. RefSeq names its product hepatocyte nuclear factor 6-like. The record is from RefSeq and is a predicted model, not a curated record. Lineage: Eukaryota; Metazoa; Chordata; Actinopteri; Osteoglossiformes; Osteoglossidae. Gene Ontology annotation, cellular component: nucleus. Gene Ontology annotation, biological process: regulation of transcription by RNA polymerase II. Gene Ontology annotation, molecular function: DNA-binding transcription factor activity, RNA polymerase II-specific; RNA polymerase II cis-regulatory region sequence-specific DNA binding. The transcript is spliced from 2 exons. Bases 420 to 1787 code for a protein of 455 amino acids.
GUGUGCGUGUGUGUGUGGUGGGAGGAGACGCAGUGGCCCUAGUGCGCAUGCCUCCUCGCCGGAGCCGCAGCGGCGGAGACGUGGUGAAAGAAAGCGAAGCGGCGCGAGACGCGGCUCGAGAUGGAGGGGGACACAACGGGAAACCGCGAGCGCUGCCGCUGAUGCUCUGCGAGACGAACGGGGGCCUUACGCUUUCACCAAAGAGGAUUAAAACAAGAAGAAAAAGAAAAGAAACUGAAAUGAAAACGCAGGGGAAAUAACGGGAAUACGCAAAAAGAAAAUACAAACCGCCAAAGCGACUAUAACAAAACCACAAGGAAGGAAGAGGGAUGAGUACAAUGUUUGUGUGAAGAGAACACUUCCUUUCACUCAUCGCCAACACGUAAGAUAGAUGGUUUCUCCACACGAUUGUCCGUAUAAUGAAUGGUCAGCUGUCGAUGGAGAGUAUUGGCGAUCUGCACGCGGUGAGCCAUGAGCAGGUGUCCUCCACGGAAGAGCUCAUGGGCAGCCACAGCCCACACCACAGAGCCCACCGGAGCAGCCACUUGUCCAGCCACGCGCGCUCCGUGGGCAUGGCCUCCAUCUUAGACACCGGGGACUACCAUCAGCACCGGCCCCCGGACCACGGGCUCGCGGGCCACCUGCACCCGGCCAUGACCAUGGCUUGCGAGGCCCCCCCCGGCUUGAGCAUGAGCAGCACCUACACCACGCUGACCCCCUUGCAGCCGCUGCCGCCAAUCUCGACCGUAUCGGACAAGUUUCCUCACCACCACCACCAUCAUCCCCACCAUCAUCAUCAUCACCACCCCCAUCAGAGGAUCGCUGGCAACGUGAGCGGCAGCUUCACCCUCAUGAGGGACGACAGAGGACUGGGGUCCAUGAACAACAUCUACAGCCCCUACCACAAGGAUGUCGCCGGCAUGGGACAGAGCCUGUCGCCCCUGUCGGGGUCCGGCCUUGGGGGCAUCCACAACUCUCAGCAAGGGCUGCCGCCCUAUGCCCACCCGGGGGCUGCUAUGCCCGCGGAGAAAAUGUUGACCCCAAACGGGUUCGAAGCCCACCACCCGGCCAUGCUGGGGCGGCAUGGAGAUCAGCACAUGAGCGCAUCUUCGGCGGGCAUGGUUCAAAUCCACCACCACCCCCACGCCCACCUCGGCGCACAGAGCCACGGCCAAGCGGUGGGCUCCACCCGAGAAGCAAACCCGCAGGUGAGCGGCGGGGGCACUUCGGGGCAGAUGGAGGAGGUCAAUACCAAAGAAGUGGCACAGAGGAUCACCACGGAGCUCAAGAGGUACAGCAUCCCCCAGGCCAUCUUCGCCCAGAGGGUGCUGUGCCGCUCGCAGGGCACGCUGUCAGACCUGUUGAGGAACCCGAAACCCUGGAGCAAGUUGAAGUCGGGUCGGGAGACCUUCAGGAGGAUGUGGAAGUGGCUCCAGGAGCCCGAGUUCCAGAGGAUGUCGGCGCUGAGGCUCGCAGGUGAGCGACCCCCAGCCUGCAAAAGGAAGGAGCAGGAACAUGGCAAAGCGGAGCGUGGCAGCGUUACCAAGAAGCCCCGGCUGGUCUUCACGGACAUCCAGCGACGGACGCUGCACGCCAUCUUCAAGGAGAACAAGCGUCCGUCCAAGGAGCUGCAGCUCACCAUCUCCCAGCAGCUGGGCCUGGAGCUCAACACUGUCAGCAACUUCUUCAUGAACGCACGGAGGCGGAGCCUGGAUAAGUGGCUGGACGACAGGGGUUCCCACUCCUCCAGCUCCACCUCCUCAUCCAGCUCUUGUACCAAAGCGUGAAGUCAUGGAAGUCAGAGGCCCAAACCUCGGUGGAAAAGCUUUAAAACAAUAACAAUUUUAAAAAUCAAAGACCAGGCCUUCCAGGCAAAGGUUUUAUGCGGCAAGUGCGAAAAGACAGUAAAAGCAUUUGAAGUAUCCAAAGAGAAACCAAAGACCACACUCACCUGCAUCCAGUACUUUUUUCCCGCUGGUUCAAGUUCAAGAACAAGCGUUUUGAAAAAGAAAAAAAAAAAAAAAA